AUAUUUUACGUCACCAUUAAGAUAAGUAAUACAUUUUUUGAAAUGAUACCGAACGUUGAGUACUUGCGUUAAUAGUUCAAACAUUAAGUACUUGAUAAUUUAAGGUUAAAUACUUGAGAGAUAAUAUGUACUAAGUGUUUGAGAAUACUUUUGUAGAAAAUAUGUUAGUUUAAUUUCGGGCGGUAAUAUAUAUGUGUCUUUUUCCAUUUUUCUUUCGUCUCUUUUCCCCUUUUUAACCCUUCUAUGAUUAUAUUUCCUGCCACACCCUUUCAUCCUUCAUAAUCGCUUUCUUACUUUCUUUAUUUUCUUUUUCUUUUUUUCAUACAUCGGACUAUGAUCAUUAAGGAGACAUAACAUAACUUGAAAAUCACUUGGUUUUCUAAGCAAUAAUCAACUUCAACGAUACUUUAUCCUAAUACUUACUCUACGUUAGAAUCUUAUUCUUUCUAUAUCUAUGAAAUGGAGAACAAUAAGAAGUAACGAUCAAGAGAUUUCCAGAGUCUUAAAAUAUUUAACAUUCAUAAAGAUUCAGUUCUCAAUACUCAAUUGUCCAAACCAUUCUAUCCGAAGAACGUUUCAAACAUUUCAAGCAGAUUAAGAUGCUCGAAAAUUUACGAGUACGUGAGUCAGUUUUUGAUUUUCUUCGUCAAAAAUACCGGAAGCUGUCUCGAAAUGGACAAUGGGAACGUAACAUUUUUGCCCACGAAUCUCUGCGAUAUUUGGAAGAUAGCGGAGGAAGCGAUUCUUAAUUCGACUCGUUUCUCGCUCGAUCGUUUCAUACACGUGGAUCAACAUCGUGGACCCCUCCUCUUUCACGGAACUAUCGCUACUUGAAGAUCAUCUUCCUGAGUAAAAGCCGCGUGCUAACCGAAUGUCGGCACAGACAGCAUCAUGAGCUUGGUAACGCUAGUGUUUCUAUUGGCGACAGUGUCGAUCACCCUGACGAACUCUCAAGAGACAGGGAUUCCUGACAAGGGUUUGGAUGUGACCCAAGCACCAAUAAAACUGGACAAAAACCUUCGCCGAGCUCUCUUGAAAGCCCUGACCGACUUAGAGGCGGAAUCUGCUGAGCAGAGCAAAGAGGAAUCGGAAAACAUCGCUCAAAGAGACACGAGCGCCUUUGAGGUUGUAGCAAAGAAGAAUCUGAACGAUGAUCUCGACGUGCAGAAAAGUAAGUUCUCGUUCAAGAGUUUCCCAAGCGACGACGAUAUACCGAGCGAAGAUAAACUACAGAAUUCCAGUUUCAUCGACGCCUUUCAUUACGUAACUUUGAAGACGCCAAUGAUGAACAUCGAGAAAGCUACGCAAGAAGACGCUAGGAGCUUUCAUGUGCAGAACGUGAUACUACCGGUGAAAAAUUCAGCGACCUUCGGAAUCAAAACCGAACCCAAGGUGCAACAGAAGGAGAAAACGACGCAAGCCACGUUUUCAGUGAAUAAAGUGGAGAGUUUAACUUUGAAACCAGCAACUGAGAUCUCUGAGAGUUUAGCAGGAAGUGCUUCCAAUGGAAUUGCCACUGCCAAUGCCUUGGUUGCUCCAAAACCAACUGAAAUCACUCCUACAGUAUCAACAAGAAAGAACGUAACAGUGAUCGAGUCUAACGACUCUAAAGACAAAACAGAGGAAGUUAAAAUUUUCCAGGCACCCUUGGUAGCAGCGUUUACCGUGCAACAGGAUGAACAAGGUGUACCCAAAAGCGUGGUUCCAAUAUUUAGAUCGCCCAACGAUGGACAAGCUCUGACUCUCCAAGAGCAGUUGGAAUUUAAACAGCAGCUUCUGGAGAAACAAUUGGCGGAACUUCAGCAGCAACAGAUCCAGCAGACACAGUUUUUAGUGAGGCAACAACAAUUAUAUGAGCAACAACUGAGACAGAAGCAACAGCACCAGUUUUAUCUGCAGGAACAAGCUAGAAUUAAGCAACUAGAGGAACAAGCUAGGAUUAAACAAUUAGAAGAACAGACUAGAAUCAAACAGUUGGAGGAGCAAACUAAAUUGAAACGACUGGAAGAACAGGCUAGAUUCAAACAGUUAGAGGAGCAACGUUUUAAGUUUGAGGAGCAGAGACUGAAUAGAUUCCAGCCUCAGCGUCCUAUACCUCAAAAGCAGUCUUUCUUUGAACAGAGCAAUAACAUCUUAAACUUUCAGCCUCCUGUUGAAUCGAACGUUCACCUGCAGCCUAGUUUGGCUCUGGAAGUACCAAACAUUGACGCGUCUCCAGCUUUCCAGCCAACUUUCCAACCAGACCAACGUCUGCAACCAUUCAGACAACAGCCACAGGCACACCAUCAGCUUCAACAACAGCAACCGCCGCAGUUACCUCAACCACAGCAAUUGCAACAAUUGCAACAACUUCCACAACCUCAACAGUUGCAACAACUUCCGCAACCUCAACAGUUGCAACCACCCCAGCAUCACCAGAGACUGCAACAAAGCUUCGGCUCUUUCUCGAACGAUUUCCAGCCUUCGUUAGCACCUGCGUCGAGGUUUAAUAGACAGGAAGCCUUUAAUUCUAUUGGAAAUUUCGGAUUCAACGUGGACAAUAAAGCGAAUACCGCAAAUGUUCGCUUUAAUCCUCCACACAGGACUCCAGGGAACUUCUUUUCUUUCACGCAGUUCAAGUCUCAGGCGCACCCUCCCACGCCGGCCAGGCAGAUUCAACAGCUUCUUUAUCAGUCUGGAAUCGCCGGAGAUCCGAACAACGCGCAAGGGAUUGGAAGUCCUGAAGAUUUAAACAUCGUUUCCAAAGUUCUGGCACUGAACGUGGGCGCCGUGCCGAAUAAGAAUUAGUUCAGAAGAAGAAGGAGGCUGAAAUUAGACGAGUCAUGUUAAUCGCUGCAGGACGAUAUUAGCAAGGUGAAAUCGAGCUCCCAUUUUUUCCUUUCCUUAUCCCCUUUAGCCGCCUUCCUCAUCUCCAAUCUAACGUAUGUAUCGUGUACGAAUUUUUCUCUAGAUAGUGAUGGCGAAAAUGUCGUGUUAAUUCGUAUUCAUAUUUAUCUUCGGAUAGAUAGAAAUUGGAGAUGUUUUGUUAGUUGAGUUUCCGGUCGUCAGUCGAUAUUUGGUUUCUUUCUAGAUCUUCUUGAUAUCGGUACAUGCAUAUUAAAGAUUAGAUGCUGAUUAUAGUAGAAUUUCAUUUAAUUGAACUCAUUGGAUGAUAAAUAGCUCAUAUAACUGGAAUUCAUAUAUUUGAUAAGAGUUUACUCAUUCAGGAGUGCGUUAUUUGUGAUUUUUCGCUCGUUUUCUCGUAUAUCUUUUUACUUUCAUGUUAUAUUUCAUUAUCAGUGCUUUUUCGUAUACUAGGAAUUCUCGUUCAGAUAAGUAGAGCCAAUAAACAGAUAUUAGAUCGUUUAAGUAGGCACUAAUUAAAAUUUCGCUGCAAUAAAUAGAGUUCUACUGUCAGGAUAUGGGCAACUAAGAAACAGCGUUCCGAUAGAGAAGGAAUAAUAAUUCAUUGAAAAUAGACAACGAAAAUACGAGAGAAUUUAUGAAAUUAAUAUAUUUUAUAUCUUGCCUGAAUCACGUGCUACGUUAUGAAAGGAUUAAUCAAACUUCUCGCGUCUUAAUAUCGAGUCACUCGUAGGAUCAAAGAUACAGACUAUGCUCGUACCAAAAUCCACUUUUAACUCUGAAUUUAAUUUCAAACCAAGAAUUCCUGAAUACAGAUUGCAUGCGAUAUUUUGCACACAAAAGAUAUGAAUAUUUUGAUAUAAAUAGCUAAUACUCAUGGAAAAAAUUAGAUACCGCAAGGGGGUUAAUAAUUCAAUUACCGAUACUAGUUCGAUCAACAGUAAAAGUUCGGAAUAACGUCGAUUAUUCGCGAAGAUAUUUUCUGUCCGAAGGUUUCGUCGAAUGGAAUGCAUCAGAUGUAUUGUAAUCAACGAGCAUGAGCGCGAUCUCGAGCAAUUCCGAGUGAAAUCGAACCGAAACCGUUCGCAUAACAACCGUGCAACAACUCACUGAUCCCAAGGUGCGUGGGAUCGAAACAAUUCCCGAAGAAAAACGCGACUUUCCACCGGUGUCAUCGCAAUAAGGAAGUCCUUAACAGAUCUUGAUGAUAUUAAUUAAAAUCGAGAAGAUUUUUAGCUUAAGGAUUCAUCGUUUGCACCACACGCAUAAAUUAUGGGAAUUACAUAACCUUAAAUCCGCGUUACAACACGCAGAUUCUGUACAUAAUCGCACGAUCCCUUAUUCCCUAACCUCAAUUUCGCUUUCUUUCUCCUCUUUUCCUUCUCUUUUUCUCUCUUCAUCUUCCUUUUCUCUUCUCCACUAUUAUACUACCAAGUUUCGUCACGGUUGUCCGUGAAAUGUGCUCAAUCGUAAAGAACUGAGCACCGUGAAAUUCCUUUACGGUCUGCGUGGAGGCUCGAAACUGAGUUUUUCGUUGAUGGGAUACUGAUCGGUGUAAAGAUAGCGUGGAGGGAUUUAGACGGUGUUCGAGGGACUUUACUGGUAAUAAUUAUUGUUAAUGUAAGACGUGCAAGGAAUAAGAGAAUGGCGAGUAACUUGCAGAGUAUCAAGGAAAGUAUUUGUUGGUCAAACGUGGUGUCGGUGGUGGAAAAUAAAUAAUUAAGUCAAAUAUAACAGAGCUCGCCCCUUAUAUGUUUUUAUUACAAAGAAGAUUAGAUUAUAGCGAAUACUAUUUUUUUAAUUAAAUUUUAAUUCACUAUAGAAUCAGAGAUUUCAUUGAUACUGUUUGAUGCAAUCAUUAGUCGAUUAAUAUAAUGAUUCCUGGAUUUCAAAUUAAAAAAAUUAGUUACAACUCUAUUCCCUUGCUAGAAAAUAAAAUUUUGUUUCUAGGAGGUUAAUUAAAAUACGAAAUGCUAUCAUACUUCAAGUACUUUUUAGAAUUGUAAAAACAAUGGUGCGUUACUAGGGAAACUAUAACUAUUAAAACUUCUGAAAUACAUAUUACGAUACAGGUGGAUUAUAAUUUUUUAAGAAGAAAGACAAAUAAUCUUAUUAGAAAAAUCUCAUAUCUUUCCGUUUGAAACUGAUAAAAUUUUCACUAAAGUUUAAUACUAAAAUUUCAAAAACCUUGGCACAGUUUUCAAAUCGCUAAAUGCACAGAUCGCUAAUGCCACAGAUGUGAAUAUUAAUUAAUCAUUUGUUUUUCACCGCCGAGCACGAUUUUUCAUCAACAGGAACAAAUACAGAAGCAAAUACAGAAGAGACCUAUAACCACUCUGCACAACAGCCAAAGCCAAAAUUCUUGUGCAGUCAAGUUUUUUUGGAACAUCGCGUUAAAAUCGUUUCUAUUUCACAGCAGUCAAUAUAAGAUGUUUCUGCUACGACGAAUAACCAUAAUAUACACGAUAAGACAGCAGUUUAGAUAAGAUGUUUCUGCAACGACGAACAACCAUACUAUACACGAUAACACGCAGUAUAGCUACUGCCCCGGCCGAGGCCAUUAUUUAUGUAGAUGUACUUACUAGUUAUAUGUAGUCUGUUUCAAUAGUAAUAAGAUGCUUACCUUAUAAAUCAGGUUUAUGGUUCUAAUUAGAUCUAAGUAAAUUAAUAUGAUCUUUGAAGCAUGUUACAGUGUUUUGGUUAUAUAAAAGUUUGGUAUAUAUCAUUUAUUUGAUGAAAGAAUUUUUGUAUAGAUUUUUAUGAGAUUUUUUAAUGGAAAAAUAUGUAAGUGGGUGUGUUUGAAGUUUUAUAUAUUUUUUGAAUUAGUACCUACAAUUAUGGCCUAAACUCUAAACAUAAACAAAACGAAAGUCUAAUACUACGUUAGUCGUAUAUGGUCAGAAAUUGUGAACAAUCAACUGUGCAAAGUUAUAAUAAUAUAUACAGUAAAAUAGAAAGAACCUCUACGAAUCUAUUAAAGACAAGAAAUAACAAAUUAUGAAGUUACUCUUGCAACAGACUACGCAUACAGUGUGUUCGAUUUAAGUGUAUACGCGUUAAUAUUUCUCUAACUAUAAAAGUACAAAAAAUUUUUCAUACAAAAUUUGAUUCGAUGGAAAAGUAGAAAUAGAACUUUUAAUCAUUAAUAUAUCCUAUUUUUGCUAAUCUACUAAACAUUUCAAGGCGCGUUUAACAACUUAUAUUAAACUGCAUCUUUGAAAAAAAAUUUAUCAAUUGUCCCUCUAAGUAUUAAUACCUAGUUUGAGUAAUAUUAUUUACUCAUACUUUAGAAACAAUAGAGUGAUAAUAUCCUAAAACACGUUUGCUUGAAAAAUAACAGUUAUAUAUUAGUUAAUUAGUGUUUCUAUCCGACUUACAAAUAAUUCUAUAGCAUUCAACUAUUCUUAUAAACUGUGACAUAUAUAUCAGUGACAAAUAUUAAAUUCCAGUUAAUAUCUGUCCCUCCUGAAGCUGUUAAACAAGUUAAGUUAAAGAAAUAGUAGCGUGUAUACAAUGAAAACGGACAUUCUGAAAAGCAUCUAAACCGCCGGACGUCGGCACUGUGAGAAUUCAACUCUCCUGAGAUCAAGGGUCUCGCAAAAUCGUGCAUCCAGCCAUGCUUCAGAAUUGAAAAUACCUCGCCGACUGUAAAUAAACUUUCGCCACGAAAGACGCCUCACAAUGCCACCAGGGAAGAGUCCCAGAGCAAGUGUGUGUACGUGCAUGUCCUCAAUUUCACAAACGUUUGGCAUAGAUUCGUGAUUUUCUCUCUGGCGUACGGAUCGAUGGAUCUCGUAUGACCUCAGAGCCGAUGUAAAUCGAUAUUCAGGAAACGAUAAGUUGGGCUUACUUGUUAUAUUAAUGCUAGCAUUACCAAACCAGUUAAAAUAAUUGUUUUUAUAAUUGCAAAAAUUAAUGAUUAAGUGAAUAAAAAGAAAUGUGAAAAUGGGCUAUAGUACACUAUAAGAUAAUAAUAAAACAAUUGGUAAUUCUUUUAUGAAAAUAUUUGGAUAAAUACCACAAUAGUAUUUGAUGAGAUAUCUUUUCAGUUGUAGUAAAUAUAUUAUAGUUGAGUACAUAUUGGAGGUUGGUAAUUCCAGUAUGAGACUAAUUGCACUUUUUGUCAUAGAAUUAUCAAACUUGAGUCUUCUGGGUGUAAUAAUUUUGCUCAGAUAGUAUUAUUCAAUCCCUGAAAGCAUCAAUUUUGAUAAUUGUAUAAUAUUAAAUCGUGAAAAGUUAAACUAAAGGGCAGUGGCAACUAUUUGCGAAUAAUAUUAUAAAUAUUUAUAAAAGAAAAUAACCUCUUUUUUAAGUUUGUAUUCCUGUUGAAAAUUUUGGGAAUUGUUUGUAAGGAGGACAACGAAACGAAACGUGUUUGAGAAGCACUUUAUGCGAGAGCACUUAUUGCGAAUGAAGAGGAAUUUAUACAGCAAAAAUAAAAGCGUGUAUAGGUUGUUUUUCAACGUGUGUUAAGACUUGAACUUAUGUUAAAAGUUAAUAUAUAACAUUAGAAUAGAAUAAUAUAUAAUGUUAGACGUAAUCGACAAGUUUUGCUUGUAAUUUAUCUGACGCCAAACUAUUACGAUCCUUUGUAAAAAUGUUAAUAAACUAAUUCGUUUAAAAAGGUAA
Messenger RNA from Bombus huntii, 7473 nucleotides. RefSeq names its product transcription factor SPT20 homolog. NCBI's taxonomy places the organism in Eukaryota, Metazoa, Arthropoda, Insecta, Hymenoptera, Apidae. The record is from RefSeq and is a predicted model, not a curated record. Bases 892 to 2787 code for a protein of 631 amino acids. The transcript is spliced from 3 exons.